AUGUUUACACUAGUUGCUCUUGACCCUGCCAUGGUGUCUCCAAUACUCUAUGACACGAUUACGAACCCUUCUAAUGAGAUCAAACAAUUGUAUAAAUCUCAAGGUGUACCUGAAUUCAUAAACAUCGUUGAGAAUCAUUUCAGGGAUCUCCUUUCACCACAAGAUGCCUUUUAUCAAAUACCACCUCUCGGAGUCUCUCAUCCACCAACUCUUCAUAGGCAAAGGAGUCUCGUGCGCUUUAUGGGAAUGGUGCAAGAUACAUCAGCCUCUCCUGAAGUUUACCUAAGCGAACUGGAUGAUGGGUCUUUUGGCGGAUGGGGUAUCUAUGAAAACCAGGUACCUUCAGAGCAAGACGCAAACGACGAUCGAAGCACAGCCAUGGACUAUUCGAAGCUCAGGGAACGCGAGUCUGUUUGGGUGGUCACUUUACCCGCUCAAUCUGAAUGGGCACGGGAUCUGGCUGGAUGGCUUAAUCAGCCUUACUCACAUGUGUGCAUUCUAGCAAUAAGUUUUCCCAGCUAUACAUGUAGUAAGCAAUAUAAGCAUCCUUCUGAUAUUAAGGGAGGUUUCGGGAUAUCUGCGAAGCUAUACGAUGGGAGAAGCAAUCUAAAACCAGGAGAAACGAGGAUAUUCGUUGGUAUAUUAGAUGAGGAAUCCAUAGAAGAUGAAGACUUUAACGAACAGCAGAACACUGCCAAAACAACCCAACCUAUUCUCCAUGUUCUCUUUACCAUGGAUUCCCCUGAUGCUAGUGUCUUCAAUAUGGAGCAAUUACAAGCAUCCUUGCCUACGGACGCGAACGCCAUCAGGAAGGAGCUGAUUGAGUGGAUUGCAAAUGAAGGAUUGGGUGGAGACACUUCAACGGCAACUUGGAUGCUUCUAUUGAGCUUAACCAAAGUCCUUACCAUAGCAUCCUUCCCGGAUCCUUCCGAGGAUGAUUCAUCCCGCCCAGCGAUUAUCUCCGUAUUACAGAGCAUUCUACCUGCCGUAGAGACAGCCCCAUUGACACUAGAGAGGAUAAACGGCCGUUCAUUGAUUCCAAAUAGUGUCAAUGAAGAUCUUCACGCAGGUCUCCUGCAACAACCAGAAGCCACCGUGAUGAUUGUGACAGAGAGUGGUCUAAAAAAUCUGAACGCAUUGCAGUCGGCUAUCUCCACGCAGUCUCUCGCCUAUUCUUUCCCUUACAGCACAUUCUCAUUCAACAUCGACCUCAUUUUCGCAGUCCUUACCAGUGGGAGUAAAAGUGCAUUUUUAAAAACUGAUGUCGUUGUCCGCUUGAAGGAUGGUAUGACUUCCAAAGCUCUGUACAAGGAGGCUAAAGAUAUCCAAUUACCGUCAAAAGAGAAACUAGACUCCUUUCGUGAUUACAUAGCAGCUUGUCGCAAAUUGACGGUUACCCUUGAGGAGGAAGUGGGCAAGGUGACCAGAGUUUCCCACAAUCCCGUGCACCAACUCAUGAUUUUGCAGUUCAUUGAAGAUGAAUUUGUACGAUUACGACGAGAGUCAACUUCAGCAUUAUCGUCGGAUGACCUUGUUCGACGUAUGACAAUAGCGAAGCUUCUAGCGGCAUCUCAGAUGGAGGACAAGCUGACAAAGGAGAUAUGGUCGACUGCUACUGUCAUGGACGAAUCACGUAGUAAAUAA
Acaulospora colombiana is the source of this 1644-nucleotide messenger RNA. NCBI's taxonomy places the organism in Eukaryota, Fungi, Glomeromycota, Glomeromycetes, Diversisporales, Acaulosporaceae. The record is from the annotation of a GenBank genome assembly.